Messenger RNA from Striga asiatica, 486 nucleotides. The record is from the annotation of a GenBank genome assembly. Lineage: Eukaryota; Viridiplantae; Streptophyta; Magnoliopsida; Lamiales; Orobanchaceae.
AUGGUGUCGUCUAUGUUGAACAACAACAUCUCGAUUGCCGUCUCCGACGACGGAUCUGAAGAUCCCGUGACUUGCGUGCGGUCUCGGUUCCGCCAUAAGCGUAGGAAGCCCUUCCUGAGGGAUAGGCCCGAACUGGCCCGAAAAUUACUCACGAAGUUCUUCAGGGGUGGCCCACUCUACUGUUGUUCUUCGCCGUCGCUCUCCUAUUCUACGAGUCUGUCAAAAUUGGGGGCCACGAUGGGCGAAGUACGUUGCAAGGGGAACUUGAAUUUGCUAGAGUUCUCGGAGUUCCUGGCGCUGGUGACGUCGAUGCUCCUGCCGGUGAGGUCACCGUACACGGAGGAGCAGCUGAAACACCUCUUUAAGAUGUUCGACAGGGACGCCAACGGGUACAUCAGGACGUCUGAUUACCACCACCCGACCGCCAUUAACACCAACACCACCACCUCCCCUGCCCCCAAACUCUUUAUGUUUAGUAGAAAUUAG